AUGUCUCUCGUCAACCUUGCGGCUGCCCUACAAAACUCCGGUUACAUCUCCUCCGUCGUCCGCGCUGGCCCAACUCCACCCCCUGCGCAUCCCAUCCUCGGUUAUCCUACAGCUGAAAACGUGGAACCUAUCACUCGAGAAAAUGUUGCGUCAAGACGGCUCUGGCUCGGCCUGAAGUACUGGCGCAACGAGUCCGUUCUCGGAAAGAUCACCAUGGUCAGCAAGCCAACCCGACGAAUCACUCUCGAUGUCGAGAGCUUGCGCCGGAUUGUCCGUGGAGACGAAGCACAGCAUGUGGCCGGUCUGCGUUCUCCAGGAGAGAGUCUUUAUAUUUCGACGGAUCGCGGCAUCUUAGAGGCACGCGAGUGCGUGGAGAAGAAGAUGGGUGGAUUGGUGCUGUGCCGCGUUGGCGCUUAA
Messenger RNA from Penicillium chermesinum, 417 nucleotides. Its product is annotated as mitochondrial 37S ribosomal protein uS8m. The record is from RefSeq and is a predicted model, not a curated record. NCBI's taxonomy places the organism in Eukaryota, Fungi, Ascomycota, Eurotiomycetes, Eurotiales, Aspergillaceae. The transcript has 2 exons. Gene Ontology annotation, molecular function: structural constituent of ribosome. Gene Ontology annotation, cellular component: ribosome. The coding region runs from base 1 to 417 and encodes 138 amino acids. Gene Ontology annotation, biological process: translation.